AUGGACGUGCUCCGCGAUCGCGGCUUCAUCAACUACUUUGGCAUGCAGCGCUUCGGUACCGGUGCGAUCCCCACGCACCACAUCGGCAUCCUCAUCCUCAAGAACGACUUCAAGUCCGCCAUCGACUUGCUGUUCGAGCCGCGCACCGCCUCGAGCGCAGACGCCGACGACGGCGACUCGCUGGACUUGCUCAGAGCGAAACAGCUUUAUCGCGAUGGAGAGCUAGACAAGGCGUACUAUGCCAUUCCGAAGAACUGUGUUGCCGAGAAACACAUUUUGGACAAGAUGCGCAGUGCCAAGUGGAACAAGGGCGAUUGGACGGGGGCGUUUAGCAAUGUGCCAAGGACGCUGAGGUUGAUGUACGUGCAUGCGUACCAGUCCUAUGUAUGGAAUCGGCUGGUAUCGGAGAGAAUCGCGCGGUUUGGCAGCUCCCAGGCGGUGGAGGGGGAUCUCGUAUUUGCCGACCAGAGCGAGGACGAUGUCUGGCAGUCUGAGGGGGCCGAGGAAGUCGCGGGAGGCGAUGCCGGAAAGAACGGCAACGACGAUGGCGACGACGACGACGACGACGACCUGCGCAACGGCGGCGGCGGCGGAGGCGGCAAAGCGGGGCCCCUCGCCACCUGGCAGCGUCCGAUCAAGACCCUCACAGCCUCCGACAUCACCACCUCGCACCACUCCAUCUACGACGUCAUCCUCCCGCUCCCCGGCGCAUCCAUCGAUCUGCCCCCAGGCUGGAUGUCGGACCUCUACACCUCGAUCCUCGCCACUGACUCGCUCACCCAUGCACAGCUCACCUCCUCCCGAAUGCCCGAGUACCAGCUCAACGGCUCGUACCGCCGCAUGCUCGUCAAACCACGCGCUUUCGACUACCGCAUCACCACCUACACCGACCCGGACCUCCCGCUCACCCACACCGACGAAGAAGUCUGCCUCGACCCCAGCCUCUCCCCCGCCCCCGCCUCUCAACCCGAAUCCUCGGACGCCGAUCCCAAGUUCACAGCACUGACACUCAAGUUCCAACUUCCCUCUUCAUCCUACGCCACCAUGCUGAUGCGAGAAGCGCUCAAAUCCGACACUUCGAGCUUCAAGCAUCGUCAGAUGACACAGAAGAGCGAAGAUCAGCACUUCAAGCGCUCGACCAAAGCCUGA
Messenger RNA from Sporisorium graminicola, 1149 nucleotides. RefSeq lists its product as uncharacterized. NCBI's taxonomy places the organism in Eukaryota, Fungi, Basidiomycota, Ustilaginomycetes, Ustilaginales, Ustilaginaceae. Gene Ontology annotation, biological process: pseudouridine synthesis. Gene Ontology annotation, molecular function: RNA binding; pseudouridine synthase activity. The transcript has a single exon. The record is from RefSeq and is a predicted model, not a curated record. Gene Ontology annotation, cellular component: nucleus. The coding region runs from base 1 to 1149 and encodes 382 amino acids.